GAACGUCUAAAAUCACGCUUCUAAUGUUCUUUGUGUUUUUAACAGCUGAUUCCUGUCAGUCUUACAUACAAAUUUAGUGAUUGAUGUAAUUUUAAUUCAUCUAUAUACAUAUACAAUUUAUUUCCAAACAUAUCUUUUAUCUGUUGAUAUAACAAAAUCAAAUUUUUACCUAUUUUCUUUUAUUUAUUUACACUAAAAAAUAUACUUUUAUCAUCAUAUCGCGUAAGCAUCAUCCCUUGAUAAUUUUUUUAUUAAUUUAACAAAAUUUCUGUGUGAUUUUAAUCAUUGAUAGUCAAUAUGUAAAUGAUUUAUUUUAUUGACAUAAAAAUCUCACUGUUAUUUAUCAUAAAAACAACUUAGUUUUUUUAAAAUAUUAUUUGAGAACUACUGGCUGUAUUGUUAACAGUAUACAAUAAAAUAUUCAAUUGAAUUUAUAAAGAAAAAUAACAAUGGAUUCUGAAGACGAAAUUUCAUAUGAUGAGGUUGAUUCUGGUAAUGAGUCAAGUGGUGAUGAUGUUGAUUUUGCAAUGGAAACAGAAGCUGGUAAUCCACGUGAACGCACAAAUGAUACUGAUGAUUAUCCAUUUGAAGUUUUAACAACUGAAGAAAUUGUUCAACACAUGGUUGAUUGUAUCAAAGAAGUCAAUACAGUUGUUGAGAUACCAGCAACGACAACAAGAAUUUUGUUAAAUCAUUUUAAAUGGGAUAAAGAAAAAUUAAUGGAACGUUAUUAUGAUGGUGAUCAAGAUAAAUUAUUCGCUGAAGCAAGAGUAAUUAAUCCAUUUAGAAAAACUCCAGUAAUUUCAUGGAGUAGAUCAUCAGUUCAUGCAAUGACAAGAAGAACAUCAUCAACAAAUGGUACAGAAGAAUGUGGUAUUUGUUUAAUGCUACUGCCAAUUCACACAUUAACAGGACUUGAAUGUGGUCAUCGUUUUUGUUCUGGUUGUUGGGGUGAAUAUUUAACAACAAAAAUAAUGGAAGAAGGUGUUGGACAAACAAUAGCAUGUGCAGCACAUUCAUGUGAUAUUCUUGUUGAUGAUGCAAAUGUCAUGCGUUUAGUAAAAGAGCCAAAAGUUAAACUUAAAUAUCAACAUCUUAUUACAAAUAGUUUUGUUCAGUGUAAUAGAUUAUUAAGAUGGUGUUCAUCACCAGAUUGUAAUAAUGCAAUUAAAGUACAAUAUGUUGAAUCAAGACCAGUAACAUGUAAAUGUAAUCAUACAUUUUGUUUUAAUUGUGGUGAAAAUUGGCAUGAUCCAGCAAAAUGUAGUUAUUUACGUAAAUGGAUUAAAAAAUGUGAUGAUGAUUCUGAAACAUCAAAUUGGAUAUCAGCAAAUACAAAAGAAUGUCCAAAAUGUAGUUGUACUAUUGAAAAAGAUGGUGGUUGUAAUCAUAUGGUUUGUAAAAAUCAAAAUUGUAAAAAUGAAUUUUGUUGGGUUUGUUUGGGUGCUUGGGAACCACAUGGUUCAAGUUGGUAUAAUUGUAAUCGUUAUGAUGAAGAUGAAGCUAAAGUUGCUAGAGAUACACAAGAAAAAUCACGUGCAGCAUUACAAAGAUAUUUAUUUUAUUGUAAUCGUUAUAUGAAUCAUUUACAAUCACUUAAAUUUGAAAGUAAAUUAUAUGCAAGUAUUAAAGAAAAAAUGGAAGAAAUGCAACAACAAAAUAUGUCAUGGAUUGAGGUACAAUUUUUAAAAAAAGCUGUUGACAUACUUUGUCAAUGUCGUCAAACUUUAACAUACACAUAUGUAUUUGCAUUUUAUGUGUUGAAAAAUAAUCAGACAGUUAUUUUUGAAGAAAAUCAAAAAGAUCUUGAAAGUGCAACUGAAUGUCUUUCGGAAUAUCUUGAAAGAGAUAUUACAAGUGAAAAUCUCACUGAUAUUAAACAAAAAGUUCAAGAUAAAUACAGAUACUGUGAAAGCCGUAGACAAGUUAUGCUUGAACAUGUUUACGAAGGUUAUGAAAAAGAAUGGUGGGUCUAUAUGGAAUAAUUUUUAAUUAAAUUACUAGCUCCUUUUAUUUCCUCCCAUAGCCGCCUCAUCUGUGAUAACUGAAAAAUUUAAAUUAAAAAAAAAAGAAGGAAUUAGAGAAGAUGAUAAUAAAAAAAAAAAAAUAUCGUACAAGAACGUUGGCAAGAAAACACAAAUUCGAUUGAUAAAAUCAUUAUUCAAUCUUGUAAUAUUUAAAUUUUAAAAAACAAAUACAAAAAAACAUUCAUAAUUUUUUUGUGGUAAAUUAAUGUGUAAAAAAAAUUUUGACCAACUUAAAUUACAAAAAUCUAUCUUUUUGCCUUUUUUUUUUUUUCUUGUUCUUUUUUUUAUCAUCGUGUUUGUGUAUCAUACGUUUAUUUUGAUGCAAUUUUAAAUAUAUAAUAUCUCGAUAAUAUGGCGGCUGUUAAUGAUGAUUAAAAUUGAUUUUUAAAAUAAUACGUUAUAUCACAAAAUAGUUGAGUGUUUCAUAAUGGAAAAAAUUAAAAAUUAAAAUGUCUAUAUAAUAUAUAUAUAUAUAUUUAUAAAUAUAUAUACAUAAAUAAUUGAUUAUUUAGGCUGUCGAAAACCGUUAUUGUUAUAAAACAAAAAAAAAUGAGCGUCUUUAUGUACAUGUAUAAAAUAUGUAUGUUGUAUUCGCCGAGAAACGAUAUUAUAAUGUUUUCAUUUUUUUUUUUUUGUAAUGUUAUAUGGAUCCCAUAUUUAUUUGAUUUUUUUUUUUUUUUUAUAUUUUAGCUGUAAAUUAAUGUAAUUUUUUUUUUUAAGCUGUUUUAUCAGUUGAUUUGAAGUUUUAGAAAAAUAUUAAAAUAGUUUUUUUUUUUUUGUGGAAAAAGUAAUGAUUAUUUAUCGAGCCAAUAAAAAAAGGAAAAAAAUAUGAAGAAUAUUUGAUAGUAAAACAAAAUUCAUUCUAGUUUUAUUCACUUAGAAAUUAUAAUAUGUUUCUUUGUUUUGUUAUAAAAGAAAAAUAAAAAAAAUUUUAAUUGAUUAAUUAAAGUAAAAUGAUCUCGUAUCACGGAUCUAGGCCAAAAUUAUUUUACUUCAUCUUUUUCAUAUUGAAAAAGUAAAAUUGUAAUUACGGUUAUCCUGUGAUGAUUCGUGCUCGAUGAUUUCAAUCAAUAACGUCCAGGAUACAACUGCC
Messenger RNA from Aphidius gifuensis, 3120 nucleotides. RefSeq names its product E3 ubiquitin-protein ligase ariadne-1-like (gene ari-1). The record is from RefSeq and is a predicted model, not a curated record. Gene Ontology annotation, molecular function: zinc ion binding; ubiquitin conjugating enzyme binding; ubiquitin protein ligase activity. The coding region runs from base 450 to 1985 and encodes 511 amino acids. Gene Ontology annotation, biological process: positive regulation of proteasomal ubiquitin-dependent protein catabolic process; protein polyubiquitination; ubiquitin-dependent protein catabolic process. Lineage: Eukaryota; Metazoa; Arthropoda; Insecta; Hymenoptera; Braconidae. Gene Ontology annotation, cellular component: ubiquitin ligase complex; cytoplasm; nucleus. The transcript has 7 exons.